Molecule: messenger RNA, 1176 nt
Organism: Penicillium daleae
Lineage: Eukaryota; Fungi; Ascomycota; Eurotiomycetes; Eurotiales; Aspergillaceae
Exons: 5
Coding region: 1-1176 (391 amino acids)
Biological process (GO): positive regulation of transcription by RNA polymerase II
Cellular component (GO): nucleus
Molecular function (GO): transcription cis-regulatory region binding; DNA-binding transcription factor activity
Source: RefSeq, a predicted model, not a curated record
AUGGCGCUAUCAUGGCUCCCAAUCAACCUAGGUUAUAAGGAAAGAGAACUUCUUGACCACUUUAUAUAUACUGCGUCCUCCACGCUGGCUAUUUUCGAACCUGACGAGAACAAAUUCAUGAGUCUUUUGGUGCGUCUAGCUCUUUUAGAUAGUUCACCGUCUUCUAUGGCUGUGCUACAAUCGGCUUUGGCGCUCUCGAUGUUCCACCGGCAUGGUCUGCAAGCAGAUGUUUUUCGGUUCAAAGCGCGGGCUCUCCAUGCACUGGUCACAUCUUGCACUCCCUGUGUUGAAAGUCUCACGGUAGUUCAACAUAUUGCGGCUAAUAUGAUACUGUGCCACCUUGAGAUGCUCGGAAUGCCAAAUGCAGUAUCCCUGUGGUUCUGUCAUUUGAGCGAAGCUAAACGUUUAAUCGACAACGCAGGCAUUGACAGCCAAUAUUUGCAACGCGAAUUUUCCGGACUUCUAGGCUGGGUAGAGUAUCAUGUGGUCAUGAGCCGGUUCAGCAUCCGACACUGGUAUAUAAAUGAAGAGCCUAUUAAAGGAAUCAAAAAUUCUGUACCUGUGGACCAGGGUACUUGCCAGUCACGAAAGGUUAAAGAUGUGUCGUACUGCUCACAUGAAAUUCUUCGAUAUUUGUAUUUCAUGUUCGAGAUGAUUCGACAACCGACAGACUUACUAUACCACAACGACGAAUACGAAAGUUCCUUGCGUUGCCUCGAAAGCAGGAUAACUAAUAUUGUCCCGUUGGCACCAGAAGGUAUAUCGGAUACCAUGUCUGGCCUGAGCACAGCCUGGGUGGCUACAAUAGAGCUUUUCAAACUAGCUUCUCUAAUUUACCUUACGAGAGCUUCGCGGAACUUUUCAGGAACCUCCCCUCAAAUUGACGCAAUGGUUGAGAGGGCGUAUUUACGUCUCGACGACCUGGAGGCCUUCAAUCCGGCCUUUCCACUGCUGAUUAUUGGAUGCGAGGCUCGGACAGAUGAGCGGAGAAUGAGAAUUCUCGAGCAUAUUGAAAGAGCAAUAAAGACCUCGAGUUUGAGGAGCUUGCAGGGACUACCAAACAUUCUCCAGCAGAUAUGGGUCCAGGACGACCUUGCUGUUAACUAUGAGCUAGACUACUUGAAUAGGUUGGACGCUGUAAUAACUUCUUACCGGAUUAUGCCAAGUUUUGUCUAA